AUGGCACUUCGCUUCGAGCUGCUGGCUUUGGGCAGCGCACUGAUCAUCCAGCUCUUCUAUUCGCAGCUCUACGAGACCUUCUUCCAGCAAAGUGCAGCAGAACCAGGAACCACUGCACCAAGUGCGUCACCAAGCACCCCCAAGGUGGACGAUGUGCCCAACCUUGAAGUGAUUGAAGUGCGCGAGUAUUUGUCCUCUGAGUGUGAUGGGCCGCCUGCCCGGGUUUGGGAGAUCCGGGUCGAGGUAGAGUGUCCUGUGAGACACUUCGGCACGAAGAAGGCGGAUUUCUGGAUUUAUGCUCUGAUGAGACCUGCAGCGAAGCUGGCUGCCAAAGAAUCUCCAUUGUGCCAGGAGCCAGGCGAGUCCCCUUCCGGAGACGUCUCCAGUCGGUUGGGCGCGGGAUGCGGCGGAGCCUGGCUGGACUCGCUGGAGUUGCUGGUCCAAUUUGGAGAAGCAAUGAUUGACCGCAUGGACUUUCAAGGAGGCCUUCCAACAGCCAGUGAUUUCCGAGCUCCUGAACAAUCUUCUGCCUAUGAUGAAGAGGCCUUCUUGGAGAUCGAAGCCACAGAACUCAAGAGGGCAUUGCAGAAUGGCUAUGCGAUUUGGGAUGUCCGAGAGCCAGAUGAGUACCGUCUGGGACAUUUGCCACAGUCCAAAAACGUGCCACUCUCGGACUUGGAAGCUGCAUUGGAGCCGUUUCCGGAAAGGGGAUUGCUGCUCAUUUGUGCCACUGGAAGCCGAUCCUCACAGGCUCAAGUCCGAUUGUCGAGAGUCUAUGGGAUUUCAAACGUCUUCAGUGUGCGGGGAGGCUUGGCAGCUUGGGAGGCGGCCGGAGGACAAGUUUCCUUGAACUAUUCCGGAGAUGAUCUUUGA
Messenger RNA from Durusdinium trenchii, 873 nucleotides. The record is from the annotation of a GenBank genome assembly. Lineage: Eukaryota; Dinophyceae; Suessiales; Symbiodiniaceae.